Molecule: messenger RNA, 4133 nt
Organism: Neocloeon triangulifer
Lineage: Eukaryota; Metazoa; Arthropoda; Insecta; Ephemeroptera; Baetidae
Product: macrophage mannose receptor 1-like
Exons: 39
Coding region: 124-3498 (1124 amino acids)
Biological process (GO): biological process involved in interspecies interaction between organisms
Cellular component (GO): external side of plasma membrane
Molecular function (GO): carbohydrate binding
Source: RefSeq, a predicted model, not a curated record
CAUUCAUCAAUUUCAAUAGCUCUUGGUGGAAAACCCAGAACAAAAUACGGCUCCACUUGAUAUAUCAAUCAGGAGAAAGUGAAAAAAAUAUUUUAGCAGUUUUGUUCCAAAAUAAGGUUGAAAAUGAAUCACUGUUAUUUAUGCCUCGGAAUAUGUUUUGCGGUUGUUUUUUGGAAUGCUGUUGACGGUGCCGAACGAAAAGUAGCGAAAGUACAUUCUAAGCAAAAUACUGUGGUUAUUAAAGUCAACAAACAGUCAAAAUCAACAUCUAGGAAUGCUCAAAGGAGAGGCAUGAUUGUGAAGUGCUGCGGGGGAAGAAAGUGCUCGAUGAAAAACCACAAAAAUAGGAAAAACGGUACAAUGUCGAGAGUGGCCAAAAUCAUACGAAAUGAGCUAAAUGGGCCGUCUAAUCGAUUGGUUGUAAUUGGAAAAAAGAAAUACAAAUUCCCUCCAGAAAAAGCCACUUUUGAGGAGGCGAAGAAGAUUUGCGAAGACCAAGGAUUAGAUUUGACGUCACCAGCCAGCACAAAGGAAACCAAAUCAAUUGACGAAUAUCUCAACUACAUCGGUUUAGGAUCUGAGCCUUUGUUCACCGCUUUUCCGACGGACGCUUCUCUCAGCGGGGCUAAAUGGGGCUCUGACAAACCCCCAGGGGGGCCUGGCGAAUGCCUGACCCAGUACAAGGGAUCUUUGUACAAUGCGUCCUGCAAUCAACAAUCGCACUUCUCCUGCCAGGAAAAGCCCUUGCCAGAAGGCGUGACGCAAUCCUAUGACAUGCUUGCAUCAAUUGGAGAUGCGGUUCUGAAUUUCGUUGGGGGAAAAAACAUAAUCGCCCCCUCGGAAAGGGCGAGCGUUCCAGAGGCUUCUGGAAUGUGCAAGGAAAAGGGCAUGGACCUGAUGAGUCUCGAUUCGCUGACCCAGCUGAGCUCCGUCCAGGAUUUCCUCGGAGGAAUCGGGCUCUCGUCAAGCACUUUGCUGACUUCGAUGAAGAAAGUUGACGACUCGGGCUCGUCCAACUGGCUCGGCGACUUGGCCUCGGCUUUGCUGCCGCCGCCGAAGAACCCCGCGGACCAGGGCGACUGCAUGGGAAUCAGUUCUCUGGGCAUUUUGGGCGUCAGCUGCGACAUGGUUUCCAAUUUCGUGUGUCAAGCGCCGCCGCCCAAGCUCAUCGGCGACAACGGCAACGAGCUGCCCUUCAGCAUGGAUUUGCUAAACAUGGCCAAUUCGCUGGGAAUUGAAUCGUUGCUGGAGCCAGAAUCGAAAACAACAGCGGCAAAAGCAACAACCCAAAAGCGUGGUUUGAAAACAACACUUCCAAAACCAGGUGGAACUACUUUAAAAAGAGCCGCCGCGUUGAUUACAACAACUGACACAGUGGUGACAGAUGGAACAUUAAUAAGUGACGUGUCAGAGAUUGCCACAACUCCUGAUCCGACACAGGCCGAUUUGACCGUCAUGAUCAACGUAGGGGAAAUAACGACGGUAGUUGUUGACCCGACGACGCUUGCAGUGGCGCCAAACCCUGUACCUGCAGCACCGCAGAACCCUGCAGCUCAGGCCCCAGUUACCACCACCACAACCCCAGCCCCAAUACCUUUUGAGACUACAUUUAACGGCAGAACUUACUACGGUUCAAACUUCACUUUGCCUGCAUUAAAUGCGUCAGACUGGUGUGUCAACAUCUCGUCCCGACUUGUUCUGAUCGAAGACAAAACCGAAUAUGACAUGCUUUUCAAUCUGACUGGCCCAGACUCUGGUCGUGAAAAUCAAACGUUUUACACUGGAAUGAAUAAAAUUGGACGAGAUUGGUCAUUUUUCGUCAUGGACGAUUUCGCAACGGCAGCUUUGAAUUCUGUCAACUCUAGCCAGUGUUUAAUUUUAACAAACGGGACAUACAUGAUCGAUUCUUGCAAUGAGAGUCGGUUUUUCAUUUGUGAAACCAACAAGCCUAACGCAACUUUAUAUGGAAAAGCCUGGAACAUUUCUUUGUUUGGCAACUAUUUUACACAAUUGUUCAUGAAUUAUACCUCCUACGAAAUGGUGAAAUACUGCCGAGAACAAAAGUUUGACACUGCCCAAGUUAACAAUUCGUUUGAGCUUUUGGGAGAGUUAAAAUACCUGAUUUACUCCUUGGGUUUGCAAAACACGCCACUCCACAUCUCGGUUCCAAAAAUCAAUGGGACGUACCCUUUAAACUUGCCCUGGGCGAAGGGCAACCCAGACGCAAACUUGGGCUGCGUCGCUUACUUCAACUAUUCUUUGGUGUCAACGGCAUGCACGUCCCUUUUGUUUGGAAUUUGUGAAGCUAAAAAUCAUUCUGCAAUUGCUUCCGAUUGGAGAAAAAUACUCCAAAAUGAGACCUACGUAAUCAGUGGUGCAAUAUUCAACUCAAUCGAUGGAAAAGAUUACUGCAAAUCUCUGAAAUUGGAAAUGGUCUCGGUGGAAUCUUACUCGGAACAUAUUGCAAUCAUCAGUAUGCUUCAAGCGUCAAAUCUUUCAAAUGUUUAUGUGGCAAUUGAUCUGCAUAAAUUUAACGCAACUAGCUACGUUUGGGGAAACAACAAAACUUUCUUCCCACAAAUGGUAAAUUGGAUUUUUUCGCUCAAUAUGAGCGGGGACUGCGGAGCUUAUUUCAACAAUUCCAUCGUGAUGGUCGAUUGCAACAUUCCCAUGAGUGUCCUCUGUGAAGAAUCGAGAGAUUUUGGAGCAUACGAUGGCACAAACUCAUCAAACAACAACUCAUCUUGUCCGAAUUUAAAUAUCUCCAUUUCCAAGGUUUAUAACACUUGGGAAAGUGCUCGAUUAGAUUGUAACAGAAUCGGAAUGGACUUGAUCACCAUUGAUUCUCAGUCAAAAGGAAAUUGUUUUUCCGCUUACUUGCAAACGAAAAGUAGAAGCCAGGACACGUUUUGGAUCGGAAUAAGUUCAAUUGCGCAGAGCACAUUUACGUGGGCAAACGAUAAAUCGUCGCUGUCUUAUGUGCAAUGGCAAAAUGGAUUUCCAACUUCCAAUAAAAAGGAAGCCUGCGUCUCGUCGUCGGGUGGCCAGUGGAAGAAUCAAAUGUGCACCGACAUCAACUUUUAUGCUUGCGAACAAUCAAAAAAUAUAAUCAACACAACCUUAAAAGGCUGCCCAGCAACUUCUUCGCGCUACACACUGACACGAGACAAAAAAUCAUGGCCCGCAGCACGAUUGGAGUGCGGAAAAGAUGGAAUGGAUCUUGUAAGUUCCGAAACACCAGAAGAGGACGCGUGCGUUCGCACAUUUAUAAAUACAACAGGCAUGGAACAAGAAUUAGUUUGGAUGUCUUUGAAUUUCAUAAAUGGAACAAAUUAUGACAAUUGGGCAAACGGAGCAAACCUUUCUUAUCAUUCGUGGCAUCCGGGCGAUCCCGAGAAUUAUCCAGACGAGAAAUGCGCAAUUUACUGGAAAAACGCAUGGUAUGAUUUGCCUUGUACGGUAGCAACGUUUUACUUGUGCGAAGGAUCCACAAUCUGAAUAAUAAUAAAUGUUUGGAAAAAUUGGUUGAAAAGAGAGCAUUCCGAGUGGGAAGAGUUAUAAUUUCUCAGCUUCCAUUGUUUGAACCUUUAAGUUUACAAGUUUAUAUAUUUGGAGUCUUUAAACAUGAAGUUUUCUCAGCCUUUGUUUGAAUCAAAAUGUUUAAUUAUCUAAUCAUUAAUCAAUUCUUUUCUUUUGUAAAAAUUUAAUAAAGGUUAAUUGAUGGAUGAAAUUAAUGUCUUAAAAAAUAAUUGGGUAAAUUAUUUGGAUUUAUUUUAUUUUCAUUUUCAUGUAGUACAUGACAUGUACAUUUUGAUCAAUUUGUUUGUAUUAAUACCUCAUUUUUCGACUUUUUUUAAAAUUUUUAUAUUGUUGCAUUCCCUGUCUUUGGCAAAGUUGCCCCCUCUGUUGUGUACAUAAUAAAUUGCCCUAAUUUUGAACCCAAUAAACACUUCUUGAAACUAAAUGACUUGUUGCAAAUAAAAGUAUGAUUAGACAAAUGUGAGACAGUGUAAUUAAUGACUACUGGUAAUUUUAUAAAUAAAAAAAACUUAGAAUAAAAAAGUUGGAAACAAAUAGUCUGCCUUGAGAAAUUGUAAAUUUGAUUAUUGAAAAUAAAUAAUUAUCGUUUUGAA